This is a messenger RNA of Notothenia coriiceps (black rockcod), 6219 nucleotides long. It is a transcript of the gene med12, whose product is annotated as mediator complex subunit 12. The record is from RefSeq and is a predicted model, not a curated record. Gene Ontology annotation, cellular component: mediator complex. Gene Ontology annotation, biological process: positive regulation of transcription by RNA polymerase II. Gene Ontology annotation, molecular function: transcription coactivator activity; transcription factor binding. The transcript has 38 exons. Bases 51 to 5768 code for a protein of 1905 amino acids. Lineage: Eukaryota; Metazoa; Chordata; Actinopteri; Perciformes; Nototheniidae.
UCUGCUCAGGCUGCUGGGGAGGAGGAAAGCUCUGGCUGUGAUGCCGCUGGAUGAUGGCUGCUUUCGGGAUCCUAAGUUACGAACACCGGCCAUUGAAGCGGCCCCGACUCGGCCCUCCGGAUGUUUAUCCACAAGAUCCAAAGCAAAAAGAGGAUGAGUUGACUGCACUAAAUGUGAAACAAGGAUUCAAUAACCAGCCAGCUGUCUCUGGUGAUGAACAUGGCAGUGCCAAAAAUGUCAACUUUAACCCUUCAAAGAUUAGUUCAAACUUCAGCAGCAUCAUCGCAGAGAAGCUGCGGUACAACACAUUUCCAGACACAGGGAAACGUAAACCACAGGUCAACCAGAAAGAUAAUUUCUGGCUCGUCACAGCAAGGUCACAAAGCUCCAUCAAUAAUUGGUUCACGGAUUUAGCGGGGACUAAACCUCUGACACAGCUGGCUAAAAAGGUUCCAAUCUUUAGCAAAAAGGAGGAGGUUUUUGGAUACUUGGCCAAGUACUCGGUCCCUGUCAUGCGCUCGGCAUGGAUGAUCAAAAUGACCUGUGCUUAUCACGCAGCCAUCACAGAAACUAAAGUCAAGAAGAGGCAUGUGAUCGAUCCCUGUAUAGAAUGGACUCAGAUUAUCACCAAGUAUCUGUGGGAGCAGCUUCAGAAGGUUGCCGAGUUUUACAGACAGUUUCCCAGUCAAGGUUGCAGCUCCCCCCUCCCCGCCACCCCUGCUGACGUGGAGACGGCCAUGAAGCAGUGGGAAUACAACGAGAAGCUCGCCAUGUUCAUGUUUCAGGACGGUAUGUUGGACAGACAUGAGUUCCUCACGUGGGUGCUGGAGUGUUUCGAAAAGGUCCGACCUGGUGAAGAUGAGCUUCUCAGACUUCUCCUUCCGCUUUUACUACAGUACUCAGGGGAAUUUGUACAGUCGGCUUACUUGUCACGGAGGCUGGCUUACUUCUGUACACGCCGCCUCAACCUGUUGCUAAGCGACGGGAGCCUAGGUCCCGGCACAGGAGGGCAUCCAACCCAUGGCAUGUUGACGCAGCAAGGCAACGCCCUGCCCCCAACGCCCACCUCGCAGCCGACCGGAGGAAACCAACUUCAGACGGCCUUCACAGACUUCUACAUCUGCCCGCAGCACCGGCCCCUGGUGUUCGGCCUCAGCUGCAUGCUGCAGAGCAUAGUGCUGUGCUGUCCCAGUGCUCUGGUCUGGCAUUACUCCCUCACAGACAGCAGGAACAAAACUGGUUCCCCCCUGGACCUGCUGCCCAUCGCUCCGUCCAGUUUACCCAUGCCCGGGGGCAACACUGCCUUCACACAGCAGGUUCGAACAAAGUUGAGAGAAAUCGAGGAGCAAGUGAAGGAGCGAGGCCAGGCCGUGGAGUUCAGGUGGUCGUUUGACAAGUGCCAGGAGACCACCGCAGGGUUCACCAUCGGGAGGGUUCUCCACACCCUGGAGGUUUUAGACAACCACAGCUUUGAGAAGUCUGACUUCAACAACUCGCUGGAUUCCCUGUACAACCAAAUCUUUGGCUCGGGUCAGAGUAAAGAAGGACAUGAGAUGUCGCCAGAUGAUGACGCCGUGGUGACCUUGCUGUGUGAGUGGGCCGUGUGCUGUAAGCGUUCGGGCCGACACAGAGCCAUGGUGGUGGCCAAGCUGCUGGAGAAGAGACAGGCUGAAAUAGAAGCAGAGAGGUGUGGUGAGUCGGAGGUGGUGGAUGAGAAAGGCUCCGUGUCAUCCGGCUCCCUCUCAGCGGCCACAAUGCCAGUGUUUCAGGAUGUUCUGCUGCAGUUCCUCGACACUCAGGCCCCCACUCUCACGGAGCCUGGAAAUGAAAGUGAGCGUGUGGAGUUCUCCAACCUGGUGCUGCUCUUCUGCGAGCUCAUCCGUCACGACGUCUUUUCCCACAACAUCUACAUGUGCACGCUCAUUUCCCGCGGCGACCUGGCUUCUGACUCGCACCUGCCGCGCCCGCGCUCCCCCAGCGACGAGCCCUCCGAUGAGUCAGAGCGCAAGGAGCAGGACCCAGGCAGCAACGUCAAGAUGGAGGAUACCGGUCUGUCGGAGUCCAUGGAAAUUGAUGCCAACUCCAGUGCUAAUUUUGACGAGAUGUUCUCUCCUCCGAUGCACUGUGAGUCUAAGGGGAGCCCCUCCCCCGAGAAGCCCGCUCCAGAGCAGGACAGCAAAGUCGGCAUUAAGGACAAAGGCUUGGACCCGGCCUUCCCUCAACUGUAUGAACAACCUCGCCACAUUCAGUAUGCCACUCACUUCCCCAUUCCUCAGGAGGAGAGUGCCAGCCACGAGUGCAACCAGCGGUUAGUGGUCCUGUACGGCGUCGGCAAACAGAGAGAUGAGGCCCGACACACUAUCAAGAAAAUUACCAAAGACAUCUUGAAGGUGCUGAACCGCAAAAGCACAGCAGAAACAGGAGGGGAGGAAGGACAAAAGCGGAAAAGGAGUAAGCCCGAGGCCUUUCCCACUGCUGAAGAUAUCUUCGCCAAAUUCCAGCACCUCUCCCACUUUGACCAGCACCAGGUCACCUCCCAGGUGUCCCGAAAUGUGCUGGAACAGAUCAACAGCUUUGCCUUAGGGAUGUCCUAUCAUCUGCCUCUCGUCCAGCACAUCCAGUUCAUCUUUGACCUCAUGGAGUACUCUCUCAACAUUAGUGGCCUCAUAGACUUUGCUAUUCAGCUUGUGAAUGAAUUGAGUCUGGUGGAAGCCGAGCUGCUGUUGAAGUCCUCCAGCCUGGUGGGCAGCUACACCACCAGCCUGUGUCUGUGUAUCGUAGCUGUGCUGAGGAGGUACCACUCCUGCCUCAUUCUCAACCCUGAGCAGACCGCACAGUGUGAUGGGUUGCGCAUCGUGGUGAAAACAGGCGUGAACCCGGCUGACUGUUCCUCUGCUGAGCGCUGUAUCUUGGCGUACCUGUACGACCUCUACACCUCCUGCAGCCACCUCAAGAACAAGCUUGGCGAGAUCUUCAGUGAGUUCUGCUCCAAAGUGAAGAACUCCAUCUACUGCAACAUCGACCCUUCAGACUCCAACAUGCUUUGGGAUCCUGUGUUCAUGAUGGAGGCCAUCGCCAACCCCUCGGCUCACAACUUUAACCACUCCAUGGUGGGGAAGAUCCUCAACACCAGCCCGGCCAACCGCUACAGCUUCGUGUGUAACGUGCUGAUGGAUGUGUGUGUGGACCACAGAGACCCUGAGAGGGUGAACGAUAUUGGGAUCCUGUGUGCAGAGCUGACAGCGUACUGCCGCUCUCUGAGUGCAGAGUGGCUCGGGAUCCUCAAGGCUCUCUGCUGCUCCUCCAACAAUGGCAACUGUGGCUUCAAUGACUUGCUGUGUAACGUAGAUGUUAGCGAUUUGUCCUUCCAUGAUUCCCUGGCAACCUUCGUAGCCAUUCUCAUUGCGAGACAGUGCCUGCUCCUAGAAGACCUGGUUCGCUGUGUGGCCAUUCCUUCUCUCCUCAAUGCAGCCUGCAGUGAGCAAGACUCUGAGCCGGGAGCCCGACUCACCUGCAGGAUCCUGCUGCACCUCUUCAAGACGCCGCAGCGCAACCCCGUGCCCCAAGAUGGUGUGAAGUCAGAUAAAUCCUCCGUUGGUAUCCGGUCGUCGUGUGAUCGCCACCUUCUCGCUGCUUCUCAGAACAGCAUAGUUGUUGGAGCAGUAUUUGCUGUCCUUAAAGCUGUCUUUAUGCUGGGUGAUGCUGAGCUGCGAGGCUCAGGACUGUCGCACCCGGCUGGCCUCGACGACAUAUCUGAAGGGCGCAAUGUCUCCAUAGAAACGGCCAGCUUGGAUGUUUAUGCAAAAUAUGUUCUGAAGACGAUCUGUCAGCAGGAGUGGGUUGGAGAGCGCUGCCUGAAGUCUCUGUCUGAGGACAGCAGUGCCCUCCAGGACCCGGUUCUGGUGAACAUUCAGGCCCAAAGGCUCCUGCAGCUCAUCUGCUAUCCACACCGCCAGCUGGACAGCGACGAGGGUGACAACCCACAGAGGCAGCGAAUCAAACGCAUCCUACAGAAUAUGGACCAAUGGACGAUGAGACAGUCGUCCCUGGAGCUGCAGCUGAUGAUCAAACAGAGCACAAACAACGAGCUCUACUCACUCUUGGAGAACAUAGCCAAGGCCACCAUAGAGGUGUUUCAGAAAUCAGCAGAGAUGAACAGUAACCCCUCAGGGAACGGAGCAGCGGCACAAGGUGGCUCCGGAUCCAACAGCACCACGAGCAAGAUGAAGCCAAUUUUAAGCUCCUCUGAGCGGUCAGGUGUGUGGCUGGUGGCUCCGUUGAUAGCCAAGCUGCCCACCUCAGUCCAGGGUCACGUACUGAAGGCAGCAGGAGAGGAGCUGGAGAAAGGACAGCACCUCGGCUCUUCAUCUCGCAAGGAGAGGGACAGGCAGAAACAGAAAAGUAUGUCUCUGCUGAGCCAGCAGCCAUUCUUGUCCUUGGUGCUGACCUGCUUGAAGGGGCAGGACGAACAGAGGGAAGGCCUUCUCACCUCCCUGUAUAGCCAAGUGCAGCAGAUAGUGACCAACUGGAGAGAAGACCAGUACCAGGACGACUGCAAGGCAAAGCAGAUGAUGCACGAGGCUCUGAAACUGCGACUCAAUCUUGUGGGGGGCAUGUUCGACACGGUGCAGCGCAGCACCCAGCAGACCACUGAGUGGGCGGUCCUACUUCUUGACAUCAUCAGCAGCGGCACGGUGGACAUGCAGUCCAAUAAUGAGCUCUUCACCACAGUGUUGGACAUGUUGAGUGUUCUGAUUAACGGCACGCUGGCUGCUGACAUGUCCAGCAUCUCUCAGGGCAGCAUGGAGGAGAACAAGAGAGCCUAUAUGAACCUGGUCAAGAAGCUCAGGAAAGAGCUUGGGGAUCGGCAGUCGGAAAGUUUGGAAAAGGUUCGCCAGCUCUUGCCACUGCCCAAGCAAACCCGUGAUGUCAUCACCUGUGAACCUCAGGGCUCACUGAUCGACACCAAGGGGAACAAGAUCGCUGGAUUUGAGAAGGAGGGUCUCCAAGUCUCAACAAAACAGAAGAUUUCUCCAUGGGACGUCUUUGAGGGUCUCAAACACUCAGCCCCCCUCUCCUGGGGAUGGUUCGGCACGGUGCGCGUAGAUCGCAAAGUCACCAAAUUUGAGGAGCAGCAGCGUUUCCUGCUCUACCACACCCACCUGAAGCCCAAACCUCGCAGCUACUACCUGGAGCCGCUCCCCCUGCCCCCUGAAGAGGAGGAGCCCCUGACACCCGUCUCCCAGGAACCAGAGAAGAAGAUGAUGGAGGCAGUGAAGCCGGAGAAGAGUGUGCCCGCUGUGCCCCCUGACUCUAAUAAGAAGAAAUCCAACAAGAAGAAGAAAACUCCCUCUGCUAAAACAGAGGUCAGUUGUCAGCAGCAAGCCCAACAAGCUCAACAACAGCAACAGCAGCAGCAGCAACAACAACAACAACAGCAACAACAACAACAGCAGCAGCAACAACAACAACAACAACAGCAGCAACAGGUCCAGCCCCAGCAGGUUCCUCCUCAACAGCAGGUUGCUCAGCAGCAGCAGCAGCAACAACAACAACAACAACAGCAGCAGGUGGCAGCGGGACCACCUCCAAGCCAGCAGCAGAACCCGGGCCUGGGCAUGCAGCCUCUGCCCCCCCAACAACCCAUGUUCCCACGACAGGGAAUGCAGCAGACUCAGCAGCAGCAGCAGACUGCCGCUCUGGUCCGACAGCUGCAACAGCAACUUUCAAAUACAACACCAGGACAGGGCGCCAAUUCAUAUUACUGAUCGUGCGUGUUCCUAGUAGUAUGUGAAGAAUAGGCCCUUAUUAUGUGAAGAGGCCCUGCUCGUAGAUUGGCAGAUGAAUGUGUCCAGUCCCGUGUAGGUUGUUAGGCGGGGAGACUGUUUGAGGCACAAAGGACCAUGAAACCACAUCCCUUCUCCACAAGUGAUGUCAGCGAUCAGAAAAUAUCUUGACUUCAGUCGUGUAAUUAUGGAUUAUCAAAGGAGGGAUCCUGCUCUGAAGUAAACAGAUAAUGGUAAUAAUGGAAAAGUCUAUGUAAAAAAGUACCAGAAAUUAUAAGAAUAAUGCAAUUUUUUUAUUUUAUUUCAAUUUGUACAAUUUUUUCAGUUUCGUGUAUUUCUCAUUAAAAAAUCAUGUCAGUUUUUAUGUCCUAUACUUGUGUUAGCUGCCUGUUUACUCUAUAUAAAAACAGUCAAUGGACUCUUGCAGGAUAAA